Messenger RNA from Lycium barbarum (goji berry), 396 nucleotides. RefSeq lists its product as uncharacterized. The transcript has a single exon. Bases 1 to 396 code for a protein of 131 amino acids. The record is from RefSeq and is a predicted model, not a curated record. Gene Ontology annotation, molecular function: nucleic acid binding. Lineage: Eukaryota; Viridiplantae; Streptophyta; Magnoliopsida; Solanales; Solanaceae. Gene Ontology annotation, biological process: DNA integration.
AUGGAGAGUGAUUGUAGCAAAUUCGUCCAGAAAUGCCACAAGUGUCCGAUUCAUGGAGACUUGAUAAAGGUUCCUCCAACAGAACUAAAUGCAAUGACAUCGCCUUGGCCAUUCGCCGCUUGGGGCAUGGACAUCAUAGGGCCAAUUGAGCUGGCAGUGUCAAACAAAAACCGCUUCAUUUUGGUCGCCAUAGAAUACUUCAUCAAGUGGGUGGAAGCAGCAUCGUAUGCAUCAUUAACAAAGAAAGUAGUCUUAGAUUUUGUGCGCAACAUCAUAUGUCGAUUUGGCAUCCCAGAAUCAGUCAUAACAGACAAUGGGGCUAAUCUGAACAGCCACCUGAUGAAAGAGAUAUCUGAUCAAUUCCAAAUCAAUCAUCGGAAUUCAACUGCAUACUGA